AUGGUUGAUAACUGCAAGCUUAAAGAAACGAAGAGCUCGGGGAAUCAACUGUCGUGGGCUGGGUGGCGAGACAGUGUAUGGAUCCAAUGCAGACUGGACCGAAGCUUCGGUAAUGAUGAAUGGUUCCAAUUAUUUCCCAAAGCGCAUAUGGAGUAUCUUGGUAUGGUCACUUCUGAUCAUCGACCAAUUCGGGUGACAUUUGCAUUUGAAGAAAGAGAGAUGGGAAAGGGAAGGUUCAUAUUUGACAAAAGAUUAGCAAAGCAACGUGGAGUUGAGGAGAUUGUGCGGCUUGGGUGGGGCCCUUCUGUGUCUGCAGGCUCUAAUACUCCGCUGGCUGAUCGUAUUAACAGAUGUCGGAGGGAGCUGGCUAAAUGGAAGAGAGUGACUACUGUUAAUGCAGGGGGUAGAAUCAAAAGGUUGAAAGUCUCUUUGGAAGAGGAGGUUUCGAAAAGAUUACCAAGUUGGAUCAAGAUGAAACGUCUAAGACGUGAGCUCUCCCAAGCAUAUCGAGCAGAAGAGUCCUUCUGGCGUCAGCGUAGUCGUAUCAGAUGGUUGAAGCUUGGGGACAGGAACACGAGAUACUUUCAUCUUUGUGCAAAAAGUCGUAGAAUUAAGAAUCGUAUUCUAAUGCUCAAAGAUGCCUUGGGCGAAGAACAUUUUUCUGAGGGCUCUAAAGGCAGCAUUGCAACUGAUUACUUUCGAGAUAUCUUCACCAGCUCGAAUCCUUGGGAUCUGGAGAGUCUGUUUGAAGGUUUUCAGGGUCGAGUAACACCGGCUAUGAACUCGAUGCUCAUGGCUCCGGUGCUUGCAGAAGAAAUCAAAGUUGCUGCUUUUUCUAUCAAAGGAGAUAGUGCCCCAGGGGCAGAUGGUCUUACAGGAACCUUCUACAAGCGUUUUUGGGACAUUGUGGGACCGUCUACAGUUGAGAGAAUUCAGGGUUUUUUUCGAACAGCAGUUCUACCUGCUGGCUGGAAUCACACACAUAUAUGUCUCCUCCCAAAGGUGGCGGCUCCCUCGACAAUGACUGAGCUAAGGCCGAUCAGCUUAUGCUCAGUUCAUUACAAAAUUGUAUCCAAGGUCUUAUGCAACAGAUUGAAGCAUAUUCUUCCUGAUAUUGUGUCAGAUACACAAGGAGCGUUCGUUGGCGGUCGGCUUAUCACUGAUAAUAUCCUAGUAGCUCACGAGAUGGUACAUGCUCUACGAACCAAGGAGGGGAUAAAUGAUAGGUUCUUAGCAAUCAAGACAGACAUGUCCAAAGCCUAUGAUCGGGUGGAAUGGUCUUUUGUUGAGAUUCUACUAGAACGCUUGGGUUUUGAUAGAAGAUGGGUGACUUGGAUAUUGUCUUGCAUCAGCUCGGUCACGUACUCCAUCCUCUUGAAUGGUGGUCAACAUGGUUUCAUUAAACCGGAGAGGGGGAUUAGACAGGGGGACCCAUUGUCACCGUUCUUGUUUAUUCUGUGCGCGGAAGCUUUGGUUAGUACCUUGAAUGAGGCUGAGGCGAAUGGAAAGCUGCAUGGUAUUAGACUCUCAGCUCAGGGACCCUCAGUGCAUUAUCUCCUGUUUGCCGAUGAUAGCUUACUGCUGUGUGAGGCGUCUAGUGAUGAUGGAGCAGAGAUCGUUAGGAGGCUGAAACUCUAUGGUGAGGCUUCUGGUCAAGUGAUUAACUACACCAAGUCAUCUAUUAUUUUUGGAGCCAAAGUACCUAUUCACUUGCGUGAAGAGAUGAAGACGAUCUUGGGAAUAGAGCAGGAAGGUGGAGAGGGCUCUUAUCUUGGACUGCCCGAGUGUUUCAGUAGCUCCAAAGGGAAGUUACUAAGUUUCAUCCACGACAAGGUACAAGGGAGACUUCGGGGAGGUGGAGCUAAGGUCUUAUCUCAAGGAGGCAAGGAGAUCAUUCUAAAGUCAGUGGGUUUGGCGUUACCAGUUUUCGCUAUGACUUGUUUUAAGCUUCCCAAAGAUCUGUGUGCCAAAUUGACUAGCAUAAUGACUGAGUUCUGGUGGGGUGGGACUGCUGAGAAACGUAAGAUAGCAUGGGUCGCUUGGAAGAAGUUGUGCAAAUCCAAUGAGCUUGGUGGAAUGGGAUUUAAGGACAUUGAAUGGUUUAAUCAGGCCCUCUUGUGCAAGCAAGCUUGGCGAAUCUGGUAUAAACCGCAGUCCCUACUAGCUCGAGUAAUGAAAAGUAGAUACUUCCGUCAAGGUGAUUUCUUAGAGUGUGGCAUUGGAACUCGACCCUCCUAUGCUUGGAGGAGUAUUAUUCAUGGCAGGGAGCUUCUCUUGCAGGGUCUGUGGAAAAGAGUUGGCAAUGGCCAGGAUACUCACGUCUGGUAUGAAAAUUGGCUACGGAUGGAGAUACCAAGACCCCCGAGGUACCGAACUGAUGAUGUUGAUCUUACCCUCAAAGUAUCGGACCUUAUAGAUGCGAGAUAUGGUACGUGGGAUGUUGCGAGAGUACGCCACUUAUUUGUAGAAGAAGAUGCUAAUCAUAUCUUGGGGAUGAAGUUAGAUCAUCGGCGUGAAGAUACACUGGUAUGGGGUUUUAGUAGAGACGGAAAAUAUGACUCGCAGAGUGGCUACAAAUUGCUAGAACACCUUCAGACUAUAUCUUCUCCUGAAGCUCCAUCUCUGCCCCCGGUGGAAAAAAGACUUUGGUCUAAUAUUUGGAAAGUAAAGACUCUUCCUAAGAUCCGUCAUUUCAUGUGGAGAGCUUUAGCAGGAGCUUUGGCUGUGGCGACGAGGCUACGUACUAGGGGUAUACAGAUAGAUCCAAGCUGUAAGAUGUGUCAUGCGCACCCGGAGACGAUUUGUCAUAUUCUCUUUCAUUGCCAUACAGCAAAAGAAGUUUGGAGAUUGUCAAAUAUUACUUUGCCUCCUGCUGGUUUCUCCAUGAACUCGAUUCUGUGGCACUUAUGGAAAGCUAGGAAUAUGUCAGUAUUUGAAAGGGUGAGCUUAGGAGCAUCGGAUAUAUGGGAAAGGGUUAAAGUGGACGCUGCAGCAUGGUUUGGAGCCAACGAUCCAUCAUCCAGAAAUGAGGAAUUAAUUCAAAGCAGUCUGGUGAAUGUCUUGCGAUGGCAAAAACCAUCAGCUUCUUUUGUUAAGUGUAAUAUUGGAACAUCGUGGAUUGACGACAGACAGAACUGUGGAGCAGCUUGGAUACUAAGAGAUCAGUUAGGUCAAGUUCUUUGUCAUAGUCGCCGAUCCUACUCUUCGGUGUCAAAUAAGAUGGAAGCAGAGCUAUGGAGUUUCCUCUGGGCAGUUGAGUCCAUCUCAUCUCUUCGGUACGAGAGAGUGGUUUUCGAAUCCUCCUCCUACCUUGCGGGGGAAGCAAUCCUUAGACCUUCCUUGUUUCCACAAUUCAAUGAUAUGUUGAAGGACAUUCGUAAUAAGCUAUCCUUUUUUCGGCUAUGGACCGUAGCCUUUGCGCAUAUAGAAGGAAACCGGUGUGCGGAAGCAAUCGCCACUAGUGUUACUCGCGAUCACAGAUACUCGUCUUACAUUGCUCAUGCCGGUCCUUUCUGGUUAGCUUCGGAGCUUCAAGAGGAAGCUUUGGGGGAAGAUCAAUGA
Brassica napus (rape) is the source of this 3561-nucleotide messenger RNA. RefSeq lists its product as uncharacterized. Gene Ontology annotation, molecular function: RNA-DNA hybrid ribonuclease activity; nucleic acid binding. The transcript has 2 exons. The record is from RefSeq and is a predicted model, not a curated record. Bases 1 to 3561 code for a protein of 1186 amino acids. NCBI's taxonomy places the organism in Eukaryota, Viridiplantae, Streptophyta, Magnoliopsida, Brassicales, Brassicaceae.